UUUUAUUACUCGUCUUCUCAUUUCCCAACCCUGCAAUCAAGGCAAGCCUCGCUUUUCGCAUAUUCCUUUCUCUCUAAUCAGGGAUUUCGAUUCCAACUUUCGAAUUCAAUUCAAAAUUCAAUUCAAAUUUCCCAUUUCGUCAAAUCACAUUGUUUAAUCUUUUCAUUUGCACCUAUUCAAUUUCUUUUAUCUUCCCUCAAUUUUUUCCAGUUGUUGAUCUCCACUUUCAAUUCACUGGAAUAAAUUUUAUUAGUUGAUUAGCUAAAUCAAUUAAUCAAUCAAAGCUGAUUUGGGAUCUACAAUGACGAUCCCAGACCCCGAGCAUGCAAAUUCAUCGAACAAUGGAGUGAAUUACUCGCCGCAAGAUGAGAAGCGCAUCGUAAAGGAGUUGAAUGAUCAAGCUGAAUCUAAUCUCAAAGAAGGCAACUUAUACUAUGUUGUCUCCACCAGAUGGUUUAUAAGCUGGCAGAAAUAUUCUGACCAAGAAGUUGAAGAUUGUGAAAUGAAUGGGAGUUCACCAGAUUUACAUGGAGUUGCCAGACCAGGGCCUAUUGACAACUCUGAUUUGAUUGUAAAUGUAAAUGGUGGUGAUGUUGAUAACUUAGAGCUUUCAAGAACAUUGGAGGAAGGGCGAGAUUAUGUAUUAAUUCCUGAAGAAGUUUGGAAGAAGCUAUUGGAAUGGUACAAUGGAGGACCUCCACUGCCUAGGAAGCUGAUUUCUCAGGGUGCUAUUAACAAAAAGUUCAACGUUGAAGUCUAUCCUCUAUCUUUUAAGCUAACAGAUUCCAGGGACAAUUGUCAAUCUGACAUAAGUUUCAGUAAGAAGGCUUCUAUAUUUGAGCUUUAUGAGAAAGUAUGUGCACUUAAAGGGCUACCACAAGAGAAGUUCCAAGUAUGGGACUACUUCAAUGAGAGGAAGCAAUGUAUAUUAAUUCCAUCAGACAAGACUUUGGAGGAUGCUAACCUGCAAAUGGACCAACAUAUUCUUUUUGAGGUGCGAACUGUUGGGGAGGUAUCACCUGGCCUUGGGGUUGUUCCAGCUGGAAAUGAGCUGGCUUUGGUUCCAAUAGAACCCUCUAGGUCUGCUGUGACAAUUGCUGGGGGUCCAGCCUUUUCAAAUGGUUACUCGACGAGAUACAGUUCCAAUUUGUAUUCAGGAUUGAGUUCUAGCUCGACGUCUGAGAAUGGUGGUCAUGAUAACAAUGGUAGUGUCAGAAAGAAGGAAAAAGGAGGGCUGUCAGGGUUACAGAAUCUUGGGAAUACCUGCUUUAUGAAUAGUGCUCUUCAGUGUUUAGUCCAUACUGCAUCUCUUGUUGAAUACUUUCUACAAGACUAUUCUGACGAGAUAAACAAGCAAAACCCAUUGGGAAUGCAUGGUGAGCUUGCCACUGCCUUUGGUGAUUUAUUGAGGGAAAUGUGGUCUUCUGGCCGGACAUCGAUUGCGCCACGUAUAUUUAAGGGGAGACUUGCUCGCUUUGCUCCCCAGUUCAGUGGGUACAAUCAACAUGAUUCUCAGGAACUGCUUGCCUUCUUGUUGGAUGGAUUGCAUGAAGAUUUGAACCGUGUUAAGCAAAAACCUUAUAUUGAGAUGAAAGAUUCAGAUGGCCGACCAGACGAGGAAUAUGCAGAAGAGUGUUGGAAAAAUCACAAGGCGCGUAAUGAUUCGAUUAUUGUUGAUACUUGUCAGGGCCAAUACAAGUCGACAUUGGUGUGUCCAGUUUGCAACAAGAUAUCGAUUACAUUUGAUCCUUUCAUGUACUUGAGUUUGCCCCUGCCUUCAGUGACCAAUAGGACGAUGACGGUUACUGUGCAAUACGGUAACGGAAAUGGGCUCCCAAUGCCGUAUACUGUGACUGUUUCUAAACACGGAUGCUGUAGAGAUCUGAUCCAGGCAUUGGGAACUGCUUGCUGUCUAAAGAGUGAUGAGAGCCUUCUUCUUGCUGAGGUUUAUGAUCACAAAAUUUACCGGUAUUUGGAAUCUACUUUGGAGUCGUUGUCUUCCAUCAAGGAUGAUGAGUAUAUUUUAGCAUUCCGCGUUCCUAAGAAAUCGGGGUUAAAGAAACUGGAGAUAGUCCAUCAAUCCCCAGAAAAGAAGCUUUUAGGAUCGCCACUUGUCACCUAUUUGCAAGAAGAGCCACAAACUGUUGCUGAUGUUUGUAUUGCCAUCACGAGUAUCCUUUCUCCUUUGAGGAAAGCCCAUGUUUCGUUGAGUAGGAAUCACAAUGAGGAAAAUGGCUCUAUAUCAGGAGACAAUGAUGAAGCUGAUAAUGGGCACAUAGACAACACUGCAGGAAGCAAUUGUGCCAGCGAUGUACCUUUCCAGCUCACAGUAACUGACGACAGGCUUAGUGGCAAACUUAUUGAUGACGAUUAUGUCAAAAGUAGUUCUUUCUUGAGGGUUACUCUCCAUUGGACUGAUAAUGAACACAACCUUUAUGAUAUUAGCUAUCUGGAGGAUCUUCCUGAGGUGUGCAAGUCCGGAUUUUCUGCAAAGAAGACUCGGCAGGAAGCUGUUUCUCUAUUUUCAUGUCUGGACGCAUUUUUGAAGGAGGAGCCUCUUGGGCCUGACGAUAUGUGGUUUUGCCCAAAUUGCAAGGAACAUAGACAGGCCUCCAAGAAGCUAGAUCUUUGGAGACUGCCAGAGAUACUUGUCAUUCACCUGAAACGUUUCUCUUAUAGCAGAUAUUUCAAGAACAAACUAGAUACCUUUGUGAGCUUCCCCACCCAGAAUUUAGAUUUGGGCAAAUAUGCAAAGGACAAGGAUGCUUCCAAUGUUCGGUACGUAUACGAGUUGUAUGCUAUUAGCAAUCAUUAUGGUGGCCUUGGUGGUGGACACUAUUCUGCAUUUGCAAAGUUGAUUGAUGAGGACAGAUGGUAUAACUUUGAUGACAGUCACGUUUCUCCUGUAAAUGAAUCAGAAAUCAAGACAUCAGCUGCAUAUGUCUUGUUUUACCGUAGGGUGAAAGUUGAAGCAAAAUCUGAAGACAGAGGUUCAUCUUAGGAACAUAAUCAUUCUUAAAGGCAGUGUUGAUUGUGCAUAUCAUCAACAAACGGCAUUAUAAAUGUAUUUGUUGAGGCAGGCUGAAUUUAGCUAUAGACGGAGCUGAUGAACAAGGGUUUUUUGUUAACAAGAUUUGGAGGUAGGCCUUCGUUAUUCCAUUUGCUCAUUUGUUCAACAAAAUUUUGAAGUGAGCAGCUAGAUCAUAGAUUCUUAUGUAUAGGUCUGUGGCCAAUAUCAUUAGUCAUUAACAAUAUUAGGAAACAUUUUUAAGUCUUUUCACACCUUGUGGUGGAUUACUUAGUUUCAUUUUGGAGAACACGUUGAUGUGUAACUACUCUUUCCUACACCCUUCAUUAUGAAAAUUUUCUUUUGAUGA
Spinacia oleracea (spinach) is the source of this 3377-nucleotide messenger RNA. Its product is annotated as ubiquitin carboxyl-terminal hydrolase 10-like. Bases 302 to 3001 code for a protein of 899 amino acids. The transcript is spliced from 14 exons. NCBI's taxonomy places the organism in Eukaryota, Viridiplantae, Streptophyta, Magnoliopsida, Caryophyllales, Amaranthaceae. Gene Ontology annotation, molecular function: cysteine-type deubiquitinase activity. The record is from RefSeq and is a predicted model, not a curated record. Gene Ontology annotation, biological process: protein deubiquitination.